Cucurbita maxima (winter squash) is the source of this 3681-nucleotide messenger RNA. RefSeq names its product glycine-rich RNA-binding protein RZ1C-like. The coding region runs from base 2738 to 3436 and encodes 232 amino acids. NCBI's taxonomy places the organism in Eukaryota, Viridiplantae, Streptophyta, Magnoliopsida, Cucurbitales, Cucurbitaceae. The transcript is spliced from 3 exons. The record is from RefSeq and is a predicted model, not a curated record. Gene Ontology annotation, molecular function: zinc ion binding; RNA binding.
CUGAAAUCCGGAGAUUGGUAUGGCUGGGAGAGAGGAGUACCGAAUAUUUGUGGGAGGGUUAUCGUGGGACAUCACGGAGCGUCUGCUUGAGAAUGCCUUCAGUCGAUUCGGCAAAAUUAUCGAUUCUCAGGUUACCAUUUUUAUGUAUAUUACUUGAUUUGUGGUUUGAUCUGUAUGGCUGAAAACUGAAGCAAUUGGACUUCGUUUUAACCUAACACGUUGGAAUAAGAAAUCCAUUUGUUUCCUAAUAUGAGAAGAAAAUAGAUUAGAUUGGUAUCAUUCUGGUUCAUUGUUCAUAUGGAGGAUAUAAUUUCUCAAAUUCCACUCCCUUCCCUCUAAUUAACAUUUCCUUCUGAUGAUAGCAUGAAAAAAAAAAAAAAAAAAAAACCACCGAUGAAUUGUAAGAUUAACUUUUAUCAUCGAAAGCCAUAAUGUUUUGUUUUUUCAGCAUUGUUUUGUGGCACCUGUAAUUUUUCAGCAACCUCUUCUCUUUCUGAUGAUGUUUCUUUUCCCCUUGUGAAUGAGGAUGCUGUUAAUAAACUUUUUGGGAAGCGGGUUCUCUAUCCACGUAACAAUGCACCAAGAUGCUGAAGGUCAUAGGCUUGUAUGUGCUUAACUAUUAUCUGAUUUAAGAUCUGCUAGCAAAGAAAUAGUGCUACCGUCUGGAAAUUGGGAAUAUGGUCGCCUGCCUAGCUGAUUGGGGUUUGGUAGGAUUUUAAUAUGCAAAUGCAGCGACUAAUUGUUUCUGUGGGAUAAAAGAACUUGUCACUUUUUCGCGACAGAUAAAUGAUUUAAAACCGGAGGAACUUUUAACAAGUGCUGUGCUGACGCCUGCUUCAGUAGACCUUUCUUGUUUUAUUGUUCGUUGAUGUUUUUGAUGACGAAACUGAAGUCACUAAAAUGUUUCAGCAUCUGACUAAUAAACGUUCUAGUAUUUGCAUGGAGAAUUUUAUCUUGCUUGGGAUGAUUAUGAAACCCUACAUCUUAUCCUUGGCUUACCGCAAUUACCAAUAGUAUGACUAAAAUUUAUGAUGAAGGUUAUGUGGUUAUUUGAGAUGAUGUACAUGGGGCAGAAGGUUUGGUAUAGAUUGCCAUAUUGACUCAGAUAAUGAGUUUGCUAAAUCUAAUCUCAGAAAAUCUUCAGAAGCUGUAUGUUAUUGGAUGGAAAGUUAUGUUGUAUGAAGAUGGUUUCUUACUUGUGGCUGCUUCUUUGCAAUGCUUUCUUCGUUUUCCUAUCUAUAACUGCAAUUAUUAUCAAAGUGAGAGAUAGCUGGUUUUCUCAUUUGCUAGUUUCACCGGUGUUGAGAGUUGUCAGUUUGAUUCUAAGAUGGAGAAUACGUAAAAGUGGUGCAUCCUUUUUGGCUAAGAUUUAUGGUAGUGUGGAAAAGUACAAUUUUUGGAAAUCAAUAACCAUUUCAUCCUUUUGAGUGGACACUGCAUUGUUGAAUUUCAUUUUGCUGGGAUGAAGUUGUCAGCGUCCCUUACUUUUCCAGGCACGCUCCGAAAGUUGUUUGUACUGGUUUCUGUUUAGCAGCUAAUGUGGCUAGAAUGGCACUAGCGAUGCCAGGCUUAGCAGCUCAGACAUUUUUUUUGAAGAAUUGACCAAUCUGCAUCGGUAGUCUUUAGUUUGACAUGUAUUCGGCAUUGCAUGAUGUCAGCUGAAUUGUAAAUGUCAGUAUGAGGACCUAUUCUGAUCAGUUGUCUUCUCUGGCGAACUUGUUAAGAUACUAUGUGGUGGACAGAACAGUGGACAUUGAUGUGGAUAUUUUUGUCAUUCAAAGCUUCCAGAGCUCUUAAGGCCUCUGAUGUUGGACUCCGUUUUCUGUUAUGACCUAGCAUUAUGAAUGUCUGUUUGUUGGGUAUAAUACUGGAUCGGAGCAAUUGGAUUUGAAGUUAAAUUUGAGUUCCUAUAGGUGCAGUGUUGCAGGUUGGGGUUUUUUUUUUAUGAGCUAUUUAGAUGAAUGGAUUUAGGUUGUGGCAACCUGUGAAAUUAUGGAGCUGUAGUUUUCCAUUCAUUUGUUUACAUCCUUUUCUCGUUGUUUGAAGUUGUUCCUGAAGAUUGGUCAAGAAUGCUCUGCUAUUUUGUUUUCCUUUUUUAUGGUGUUGAUGUGCUAGUUCCCUCAUAUUAAUACUCAUUGACAGUCUUUGUCAAUCCUUGAAUAUGAAUAUGUUCCUAGUUAAGUAUGGUUGCCGUGCAAGAUUUAUCGUCAUCAAGUUUUCCAGUACAGCCUCUUGUCCACAAACUGAAGGGAUCUCAAUCACGGAAUAAGUUGGCAUCUCCAUUGCUUGAAAUUUUACUGUUUUAGUGAACCUUGCCUUCGUCUCCUAAAGCAUUCAUCCUGGAAGAUGUGUUGUUUUAAGUAUUCGUCUUUCUUUUUUGAGAUUUAUGCCACUCUCUCUUUCACAUCACAUCCUAAUAUGAUUGAUCAUGUGACCGCUUUGUUGAGGUUAACAAAUCCCAUAGUUGGAAGUAAUACACAUAUCCAGUGAAGUGUUUGUACUGGGGUUUUUUGAGUUAACAUGAAUUUUGAGUGCCAUUUUGGAUGCCGGACUGCACAGAAGAAGUCCAUUUAGCCACUUUUUUAAUGGAAUUGUUUCUUUAAAUAAAAGGGGACUAGAGAGGUCUAAGAUAUUCCCACUUCAGAACAUAGAGAUAAAGACGUACAGGCUCUUUUGUUUUGUUAAGGAAUUAUGUAACAUGUUGCAAUGAGUUCAUCAUAAAUGGAAGAAAAAUAUCAUGUUGGAAAAGAAUACUGGCCGCCCACGUGGCUUUGGGUUUAUUACAUUUUCAGAUCGUCGGGGAAUGGAUGAUGCCAUCAGAGAGAUGCAUGGACGGGAAUUUGGAGAACGAAUCAUUUCAGUGAACAAGGCUGAACCUAAAAUGGGAGAAGAUAUAGACCAUGGUUACAGGGGGGGAGGAGAUAGAUCUGCGAGGCAAGAUGAAUGCUUCAAAUGUGGGCGUCAUGGACACUGGGCUAGAGAUUGUCCUUCAGUGGGUGGUGGCCGAGGAAGGGGAGGAGACUCGUUUCUUACACGUUCUCGGCUUGGGGAUAGUGAUCGUGGGGAUCGCUUUGCUGGAGAUAACAAUCGAUAUGUGGAUGAUCGUUAUGAAGGUGGCGGGCGCUUUGGAGAUCGGGAUCGUUUUGAUAACAGCAGGGACAGCAAAUAUGGAACUCGUGAUCGCUAUGUCAGUGAAAGAUACCCACCUGGUGGAGAUCGCUUUGGUAGCAGUAGGUACAAUAACGAUUCUGAUCGUUUUCCCAUAAAUGGCUAUGGCAAAGAUAGGGGGUAUUAUAGAGAUGGUGGACCUCGUGGGGUUGAUAAGUAUGGAAGUGGCGGUCCAGCACGUGACGAGGGAAGAAGCUACAGGAACAGACCAGCUCCUUAUGAUCGCCCUAGCCGAGGUGGGCGGCCAUCCUCAUUUGAUCGUUAUUGAAUGUUUUGUUGUUAGAUAGCGCACAUUUUCUGGUUUAUCUAGUAAAAGUGUACUACAUGCUGGGUGUUGUGCUGUUAGUUAUCUAGGAUUUAGUUGCAGUACCGUGGCCCGACCGACAGACAGAUUGUUGCGGUUUCGUCUAGCUUUCAUGUAUCUGAUUUUUUGUUCAGAGACAAGAUAAAUGCUCUGAAGAACGAUGAAUGGACAGAGACAGAUUUAAGUUGACAAUUUUGUGAUUCCUAAAA